UAAAAACACCAUUUUAUUACUACUCUACUGCUUCCAGAACAACCCAGCACAGAGUCACACACAAAAAAGAUCUUGCAUUUUUUUGAAAGAGAGAAAAAUCCAUUGAUAUAGCUAGCACCAAUGAGGUCAAUAUCUCUGUUAAUGGCGCUAAUGUGCGCCUUGGUUGUGGUUAUGGUACCUCAAGUUUAUGCGAAAAGAUACAUUGUUGGUGGCAAAAUGGGCUGGACUUCCAAUGUUAACUACACUAUUUGGGCCCAAGACAAGCACUUCUACCUUGAUGAUUGGCUCUUUUUUGUGUAUGACCGAAACCAGAUGAGUGUGCUUGAGGUGAACAAGACCAACUACGAAAACUGCAACGUCGAGCACCCUUUGGGAAACUACACUACAGGAGCUGGAAGGGAUGUAGUUCAUCUCAAUGUAACCAAACACCGCUACUUCGUUAGUGGCAACGGCUUCUGUUAUGGUGGCAUGAAGUUGUCAGUUAGGAUCGAGAAGCGCCCUCCACCUCCAACUGCAGCCCCUGUUAAGAGUAGUGCACCAAGAACUUACUACAGAUCCCACUUUGUUCUGCCACUAGUAUUUGGCAUUGGUGCUGUUUGGGAUUCUUUCCUUCGAGUCAUGGGAUGAUUUGUAGAAUAUGGAGUAACUUAUUGGAUCAAACAAUAUUUUAUUUAUUAUUAAUCUCAUUUCUUUUAGCCUAUUCGUGUUAAGUCACUACAGAAUUGUAUUUCUUGAUUUAUUGGAAUUGGAAUUGGGAUGUGGUUGUAAAAUUUAGAAUUUCCCAAAGGCAAAUUGAUUACGUUUUGUUUU
Beta vulgaris subsp. vulgaris (sugar beet) is the source of this 810-nucleotide messenger RNA. Its product is annotated as early nodulin-like protein 16. Gene Ontology annotation, molecular function: electron transfer activity. The record is from RefSeq and is a predicted model, not a curated record. NCBI's taxonomy places the organism in Eukaryota, Viridiplantae, Streptophyta, Magnoliopsida, Caryophyllales, Amaranthaceae. The transcript is spliced from 2 exons. Gene Ontology annotation, cellular component: plasma membrane. The coding region runs from base 121 to 627 and encodes 168 amino acids.